GCGCGCUGCCGGGUUGGGUCCGCCCGGCAGCGCAGGCCCGGGCGGCGCGAGGUGGUCGCGCGGCGGCGGUGCGCGGGGACCGGGGGUCGGUGCUGCACCGGCCCUUGCACCGAGAGAGCCGGCCGCCCCGAGGGAGAGGCCCUGCUGCGUCGGCCCUCGCGGAGCAGGGGGAGGAUGAAGCGCUUGCUCUGGAGGAGAUCGGUGGCGGGCCGUGGCGCAGCCCGCAGCACCGGGCCGUGCAGAGGCGCCUCCGGCUCUUCCGCCAGCCGCCCGCAGCCGGGGAAGGCGGAGCGGGAGCGGGAGCCGGACGCGGGGCAGCGGCGCGUGAACCCCCUCAACAUCCAGAUGCUGUCGCGGACGCUGCACGAGCAGAUCUUCCGGGGGGCGGAGGCGCAGCCCUCGGCGGAGGCGGUGCGGCGCAGCGUGGAGCACCUGCGGCAGCACGAGCUGUGGGGCCGGGAGACCUCGGCGCUGCCGGACGUGGAGCUGCGCCUGCCCCGCAUGUACGGCGGCAGCAUCGACGAGCACUUCCGCCUGCUGGCGCAGAAGCAGGGCCUGCCCUACCUGGAGGCCGCGCACGAGCUGCUGCGCCGCCCGCUGCCCCCCCGGCCCCCGCGCUGGGCCUGGCGCCUCGGCUGGACCCGCUACGGCGCCGACGGCCGGGCGGAGGCCGUGGCCUUCCCCGACGAGCGGGCGGUGGUGUUCGACGUGGAGGUGUGCCUGGCCGACGGCCAGUGCCCCACGCUGGCGGUGGCGGCCUCGCCGGAGGCCUGGUACUCGUGGUGCAGCGCGCGGCUGCUGGAGCAGCGCUACUCCUGGUCCAGCCACCUCGGCCUGGCCGACCUCAUCCCGCUGGAGGCCCCCGGCGGCGGGGAGCAGCCCCCGCGCGUCGUCGUCGGCCACAACGUCGCCUUCGAUCGGGCCUUCGUUAGGGAGCAGUACCUCAUCCAGGGCUCCCGCGUGCGGUUCCUGGACACCAUGAGCAUGCACAUGGCCAUCUCGGGGCUGACGGGCUUCCAGCGCAGCCUCUGGAUGGCCGCCAAGCACGGCAAGCGGAAGGGGCUGCAGCAGGUCAAGCAGCACAUGAGGAGGACGCGGGGCAGGAGCGAGGGGCCGGCGAUCGCCUCCUGGGACUGGGUGGACGUCAGCAGCAUCAACAACCUGGCGGACGUGCACGCGCUGUACGUGGGCGGCGAGCCGCUGGAGAAGGAGGCCCGGGAGCUGUUCGUCAAGGGCACCAUGGCCAACAUCAGGAGCAACUUCCAGGAGCUGAUGACGUACUGUGCCCGGGACGUCCAGGCCACCCACGAGGUGUUUCAGGAGCAGCUGCCGCUCUUCUUGGAGAGGUGCCCCCACCCCGUGACGUUUGCCGGGAUGCUGGAGAUGGGGGUGUCCUACCUGCCGGUCAACGGGAACUGGAAGAGGUACCUGGAUGACGCUCAGGGCACCUACGAGGAGCUGCAGAAGGAGAUGAAGAAAUCCCUGAUGAACCUGGCCAACGACGCCUGCCAGCUGCUGCACGAGGACAGGUACAAGGACGACCCCUGGCUCUGGGAUCUCGAGUGGGACACGCAGGAGUUCAAGCAGAAGAAGAAAGCCGUGAAGAAGAAGGACCGGGAGGGGAACACCAGCACUGCUGCUGCGGCGGGCGCCUCCGAGCUGGCGCAGGAGCAGCAGGAGGACCCCGGCCCUCCCAGCGAGGAAGAGGAGGCGCGCGUGCCGGCGAGCCGGGCCAGCCUGGAGCGCCUCAAGGAGACGGUGACGCUGCAGCCCAAGAGGCUGCAGCACCUGCCGGGCCACCCGGGGUGGUACCGUAAGCUGUGCCCGCGGCUGGAGGAGGCGGGCUGGGUGCCGGGGCCCAGCCUCAUCAGCCUGCAGAUGCGGGUGACGCCCAAGCUGAUGCGCCUGGCCUGGGACGGCUUCCCGCUCCACUACUCCGAGAAGCACGGCUGGGGCUACCUGGUGCCGGGCCGGCAGGACAACCUGCCCGGAGACCCCGCGGAGGCCCAGGGCCCGCUCUGCCCGCACCGGGUGAUCGAGAGCCUGUACCGGCAGCACUGCCUGGAGAAGGGCCAGGAGCAGCCGCCGGGGCCCGAGGGCGCCAUGGAGGACGAGCUCCUGAUGAUGGACAGCAGCGCCAUGUGGCAGAAGGUGGAGGAGCUGAGCCACCUGGAGGUGGACAUGGAGGAGAAGACGGGCAGAGCAGACCAAAACCUCAUGCUGGAGGAUGCGGAUGAGCUGGAGGAGGCGAGCAGCCAGCCCUCGUUCCACCACGGCAACGGCCCCUACAACGACGUCAACAUCCCCGGCUGCUGGUUCUUCAAGCUGCCGCACAAGGAUGGAAACGACAACAACGUCGGAAGCCCUUUUGCGAAGGAUUUCUUGCCCCGGAUGGAGGACGGCACCCUCCGGGCUGCAGUCGGACGCACCCACGGGACGAGAGCCCUCGAGAUUAACAAAAUGAUCUCGUUUUGGAGGAAUGCUCACAAGAGAAUCAGUUCCCAGAUGGUGGUGUGGCUGAAGAAGGGGGAGCUGCCUCGCAUGGUGACCAGGCACCCGGACUAUAACGAGGAGGAGGAUUACGGGGCCAUCCUGCCGCAGGUGGUGACGGCGGGCACCAUCACCCGGCGGGCCGUGGAGCCCACCUGGCUGACCGCCAGCAACGCCCGGGCCGAUCGCGUGGGCAGCGAGCUGAAAGCCAUGGUCCAGGUCCCACCAGGCUACUCGCUGGUUGGCGCAGACGUGGAUUCCCAGGAGCUCUGGAUAGCCGCGAUCCUCGGCGAGGCGCACUUCGCCGGCAUGCACGGCUGCACGGCUUUUGGCUGGAUGACGCUGCAAGGGAAAAAGAGCAACGGGACAGACCUGCACAGCAAGACGGCCGCUAUGGUGGGCAUCAGCCGGGAGCACGCCAAAAUCUUCAACUAUGGGCGGAUCUACGGGGCCGGGCAGCCCUUCGCUGAGCGCCUGCUGAUGCAGUUCAACCAUCGGCUGACGCAGCAGCAGGCACGCGAGAAGGCUCAGCAGAUGUACGCCGUCACCAAGGGCGUUCGGAGGUUUCAUCUCUCCGAGGACGGGGAGUGGCUGGUGAGGGAGCUGGAGCUGUCCGUGGACAGGGCAGAAGAUGGUUCGGUGUCGGCCCAGGAUGUUCAGCGGAUCCAGAGAGAGGCCAUGAAAAAGUCUCGAACAAAGAAGAAGUGGGAUGUGGUGCACCACCGAGUGUGGGCUGGAGGGACUGAGUCCGAAAUGUUCAACAAGCUGGAGAGCAUCGCCUUGUCCGCCUCUCCGCAGACGCCGGUGCUGGGCUGUCACAUCAGCAGGGCGCUGGAGCCCGCUGUGGCCAAGGGGGAGUUUCUGACCAGCAGAGUGAACUGGGUGGUGCAAAGCUCAGCCGUUGACUACCUGCACCUCAUGCUGGUGUCCAUGAAAUGGCUCUUCGAGGAGUUUGACAUAAACGGGCGCUUCUGCAUCAGCAUUCACGAUGAAGUGCGCUACUUGGUCCAGACGCAAGAUCGCUACCGGGCAGCCCUAGCCCUGCAGAUCACCAACCUCCUCACACGGUGUAUGUUUGCCUACAAACUGGGCCUCCAGGAUCUGCCCCAGUCAGUGGCUUUUUUUAGUGCAGUGGAUGUUGACCAGUGCUUAAGGAAAGAGGUGACCAUGAACUGCGCAACCCCAUCAAAUCCAACUGGAAUGGAGAAGAGAUACGGCAUCCCUCAAGGGGAAGCGCUGGAUAUAUAUCAGCUAAUUGAAAUAACUAAAGGCUCGCUGGAGAAGAAAUGAUGAAGCUAGAGGGCCAGAAUGAUUAUUGUCCAGAGUGUGGCAGUGCCUGGCUGUGCUUUCAGAAGCAGAUCUUUUGGCAGGGGAUUAUGGUUGAUCCCUUCUUCCAGCAAGAAGAAAGCAGAUGCUCCGGAGGAAGAAUAUUUCAAUAGCAGCACAUUCUAAUGGCAUAGGCACGUUUCAGGGCAGCAGCUAGCUGUAAGAACUGAGACACUAGCCAGUCACUGCUUGUAUGCCCAUGGGCAUGAAGGAAGAAGUCAUAAGUAUUUGUCAAUGGAAACAACAAACCAUCAUCUUUAUAUACACAGUUCUCCAAGACCGAGGUGAGUCUGCUACAAAAUAGGCACUGUGCGAGGAGGAGGCUGCAACCACAGCUUUAUUUUUUUCGUUGUCUCUUCUUUUUGGGUUCCUGGUUCUCAUCUGGUUGUUCUGCUGUGCUGCUCUGAGGAGAGAGAGUACCAGUACAGAGAGUGAAUGUCUUUGUGGGACUACACUGAAAGCUUAUCUAAAACAAGGAACCCAAUGUGCAGAACAGGAUUUAGCUCUUUUUCCUCCUUAACAAGUGGCCUGAAGUAUGGGACUCUCCUCACCCCCUGAAACUUUCCCUAAGGGACCCCUUCAUGCUGGAACUCAAAGCCCAGGUUAUGAUUGGUACAAGAUGGGGACCAUUUUUACAGUGCGGGACUUGGCUUGUUGAAAUAUUGAGGGAAGUAUGGACAGAAGCACCAAUAAAAUUCUGGACAAUCAGUAAAUGAAAAUGGUUUACUUCUUAUCCAGAAUAGGCUGUGCUACCUUCAUCAGCACUCACUACCCUAGGAAAAUGACACCUUGCAGUGUUUGCCUUGCCAGCUGUUUCUCUACAACAUUUAACUCAAAUGCAGAACCACUUGAAUUGGUAUAGGCUCCUUAUGUCACCAUGCUGCAAAGUUCUGAUGACAGCCAGCCAGUAGGUCCUAAGAGGGAUUGGUGACAGAUCGCUCUGCUUGCUUAGGAUGAGACAGUCUGAAGCAAAUGGCAAUAGGGGCUUAAAAGUAGUCUCUCCUCCCUAAGACAAGAGAGAGAGAGAACACUGAUACAUGAACUUAAAACUCACUCAAGGCAGAGGGCUGGAUGGUAGGGGGACCUUAACCAGGCUACCUGUUCAUUUGUUCAUAUGGUCUGAGUGUUAAAGUGAGGACUAAUCCAGGGAAGACCGAACUAUCCUAAUUUUACAUAUACCUAAAGGACUCAAGUACAGCUGGCCCUGAGAGAGGAGGAACACAGCAACAAGAGCAACCAAAUGAGCUCCAACCUGGUCAUUGUCUGGCUCAUUCUCAGCAUCCUCUGUGUUGUGCUCCUGCAGUGCACUCUCCAGCAUGGAUGCAUUGAUACGGAAAUCCCGGGAAGUGCUCAGCUUCAUGUAUUGCAUCAAGUUCACCUGUAGCAACCAAGGUGGGAAGGAUAGAAUAGUACAGCAUUAGCAUCUUAGUGUAGUCUUAUGAACAGCACUAGGACCAAGUUCCUCACAGUAAUGAUGUAGGAUUGCAGAAAAAGGUAGAUGAAAAAGCACCUGUCCCCAUGCAAGCCAGUGGCCCAUUUCUGUUUUCUGAAGAGCAAAGUGAUCACCAGUUACUCUCAUGUGAGAGCACUUCAUUGUGGUACAUUUCUCCUCACCCUGCAGUUUGUCUCAAGAGCAGGGGAAAGUUGGCAUUAGCAGUUUUGGCUUUUGCUCAACCAGAAACCACAACGUGUAAGGUCACAGGCAGAGUACUCCCAUUUACACUGUAACAGCAGCUCAGCAGUGCUGGGCCAAGAGCUGGGGCAAAAGCUGAAAGAGUGGUAAGUUCCUUACACGUUCCUAAUCUGAGCAGCGAUGCACAUUUUUGGAAGGUGGAAAUGUAAUAGCCUUCCACCAUGCCCCAAUACACUGUUGUGCUGAGUUCAGAUAAUGUUACCUUUGAUUUCUUGGAGAGAUGAAUAAGAAAUUUCUCAUAUUGUUCUAUUGCAAAAAUCAGGUUUGGGAUUGGCUUGGUCUCCCGAAGCACCUUAGCCUGAAAUGCAGAAAGGAUGGGGAAAGGUGAGAUUUGGAAAUGAACAUCCUGAAAAUUUCCUUUUACUGUCAUGAACAAGCAUCCCAGCUAUGGUGCUAACGUAGCAUCCGUAUUUAUACUAGCAGGUCAGAUGUGCUAACGUAGCAUCCGUAUUUAUACUAGCAGGUCAGAUUUGCCAAAAAAAAAUGAAUUCCGCACCCACUCCAGUUUAGAAAAGUUUCUUCAGUAGUCUUACUCCACACCAGUCCUGCCCCACCAAGCCAUGCCAGCUUAGUUUGUUACUGUGUUUGACUAAUUCCCACAGUGCCUCUGCAGUGAGGAUGUCCCAUGCAUUCUUUUAUAUUCUUCCUUCAGGCCACAGCCCUGAUGUGCCUGAGAGCAAUCACAGCAAACUUUCUCUGCUUUGCUUAUGCUUUCCAGGCAGUGAGCACACAGCUAUAUUUCACCACAUUUCUGUCCAGUUUAUUUAACACCAUUGAUGUUCAUUCUCCAUGCUGACAGGGGAGUGGCAAAAGGAUAGGUAGCAUUUCAUAACAUUUCCAUUUGGGAAACAGCUAGAAAGAUCAGGCUUGGGGAUUUUAAACUCUAACAUCACAAGAAUGUCUGAGCCAACUGAUGAGACACAGGAAACGCCAGCUGGGAGCACAAACUUCUGAAGGAUGCAAAGGGCCAGGAACCUGCCAACCCACUCACUUGCUCCCAACUACCUCACCCAGUCUCAACAGCCACAACUGCCUUAUUUUAGUCGAAUCCAGUAUUUUACCUUAAAUGUACUGAUACAAAUUAAGAAAUGCUUAAACAGCAUGCAAUAUUGUUUCCAAUAAAUUAGUCUAUUUCUGUAAUUUUGUAGCUUAUCCAAAAUAAUAAAAUAACAGACAAGAUAAAUGA
Molecule: messenger RNA, 6695 nt
Organism: Dromaius novaehollandiae (emu)
Lineage: Eukaryota; Metazoa; Chordata; Aves; Casuariiformes; Dromaiidae
Gene: POLG
Product: DNA polymerase gamma, catalytic subunit
Exons: 23
Coding region: 175-3780 (1201 amino acids)
Biological process (GO): mitochondrial DNA replication
Cellular component (GO): mitochondrion; gamma DNA polymerase complex
Molecular function (GO): 3'-5' exonuclease activity; DNA binding; DNA-directed DNA polymerase activity
Source: RefSeq, a predicted model, not a curated record